AUGGCAUUAACGGGCUGUCGUAUUCCGAACGGCGUGCAGUGGCAGUGGUACCCAACGGGCCAAAAGGGUCGAGGACAAGUCGAGGACAAGUCGAGGACAAGUCGAGGACAAAUCGAGGAGAUUGUGGUGGCGCUGUGGCAGCGGCAGUUGCAGCCGGUCAGGUGCGAUGUCGACGACGGUGGCCACGGCCGGUACCUGGCGGGGGACGGGCAGCUGAGGCCUGUGUCCAUGUCAGCGUCUGACGGUGCAGAGGUUGGCACUGGUGUUGGCGUGGGCAGGUAUGGGUAUGGGUGUGGGUCCCCGACGCGCGUCUCUGUUGGGCUAGCACACCUUUUGCGCCAAGCCAGGCCUAGGUCUGAAACCGUGCCUGCUCUGCAAAACUACUCGGGCGUUGUGAUCCUCUCUACCACCGCAACCCAACCCGGCCUACCUACCAUCAACCCACUGCCUGCUCCUGUCUUGCCACCAAGCCCCGACGCUGCAGACAACCCGUACUCGCUCAUCGCCCACACUGCCUACUUUUGUCGUCCAUCGCCCGCCUGUCUGCCAACCCCCCCGCUCCUCCAGGCGGUGAAGUCACUCCCAGCAUCCCACUCGACAGGCUCCCGCCCAUAA
This is a messenger RNA of Bipolaris oryzae ATCC 44560, 615 nucleotides long. RefSeq lists its product as uncharacterized. The coding region runs from base 1 to 615 and encodes 204 amino acids. The transcript is spliced from 3 exons. The record is from RefSeq and is a predicted model, not a curated record. NCBI's taxonomy places the organism in Eukaryota, Fungi, Ascomycota, Dothideomycetes, Pleosporales, Pleosporaceae.